Molecule: messenger RNA, 642 nt
Organism: Prunus dulcis (almond)
Lineage: Eukaryota; Viridiplantae; Streptophyta; Magnoliopsida; Rosales; Rosaceae
Product: putative glycine-rich cell wall structural protein 1
Exons: 4
Coding region: 1-642 (213 amino acids)
Source: RefSeq, a predicted model, not a curated record
AUGGAUGGGUUGCGAACUGGAUUGCUCAGUGGGAACAUGUCUCGCAACCUGGACUUCCCCCAAUUUUUGCCAACCUUCCAACACAGAGGAGAGAGAGUUGAGCUGAGUUCCCUUUCAGAAAAGGCCAAUAACGGGUUGAUACAUGUGCUUUUAUAUGGAGGGCAGUUUGGUCAUUUCACGUCCACAAGUGAUUAUUUGAGAACACAAUUUAUUGUACAUGUUGAAUGGUUGGGAGAUUUAAAUUAUGUUUUCUCUACUAGUGAAAAUUCUGGUGGUGGUGGUGAUGAAGGUGGUGAUGAAAGAGAUGGAGGUGAAGGUGGUGAAAGAGGUAGUGGUGGAGGUGGUGGUUAUGAAAGUGGAGGUGGUGGUUGUGGUAAUGUUGGUGGUGGGGAUGGCGGUUGUGGAGGUGAAGGUGGAGGUGGUAGUAGAGAUGGAGGAGAAGGUGGUGGUCGCGUGGUGGCGGUGGUGUUAGUUGCAGAGGUAGUGGUGGUGGUGGUGGAAGUGGAUAAAGAGGUGAUGCUUGUGGUGGUGGGUGGUGGUUGUGGUGGUGGGGGCAGUGGCGGUGGCUGUGGUGGUAGUGGUGAGGCUGACUAUGCUUCUUUUGAAAGCAGUUUUGAAAAGCACUUUAGAGCCUGCUUUUAA